AUGUUGUCGUUCCUAUUGUCAUCGUUGCUUUGGAUGUUAAUGUUUAGAGCAGCGUCGCUUUCAUCUGAAAAUGUUAAUAUUUUACUUUUCGGUGAGCUCUGUGGUUUUCGGCUUAUAUAUCUUAUUAUGGGUGACAGUGAUCUAGAUUUUUCUUUGGUCCGGGCUUCCAUUCUUUCAGCACAGCUUUCGAUUUGUGUCCCUAGAGUGGCAAAUCCAGUGUUUACUUCCUCUGCAAGCUUGCUUAAAUUUACGGAAUUUUGAUUGACCUUUCGAUUUAUAGCCCUUAGUGAUCUAUUAACUCCUUCUUCAAGCCUUAUUGUAUCAGAAUGAACCUUUUCCAGAUCAGUCAUCUUGGCUUGGCUACUUAAGAUUUUACCUGACAUUAAAAGCUUGUCAACAACAUUGACAGAGAUGUCUUCUGUCUGAUUAGAUUUGCUUGAUAAUGCACCAGCAUUAGCAAGAUAAUUAGUAGGUACCGAAGUACCCAUUGGAAUAUUGGAUGCCGAAGCACCAAUGUUCGGAGGAUCCUUGGACCCCAUGUUAAGAACGUUUUUUUUUGAGAGAGAGAGAGAAUUUGUUGAUUUUUCUUUAAUACACAAUACGACUUAUGAGUGAGAUCUGUCCCUUUAUAUAUCCCUUUUAUUUUAUUGGACUUUAUUCCUUGUUGUAAUAGUUUGAACAAACAAAAGUUUA
This is a messenger RNA of Meloidogyne enterolobii, 693 nucleotides long. The record is from the annotation of a GenBank genome assembly. NCBI's taxonomy places the organism in Eukaryota, Metazoa, Nematoda, Chromadorea, Rhabditida, Meloidogynidae.